AUGAAGGGAAGGGAGAAUGGGAAUGGGGUCGACGAGCUCCAUGUGAUGGUAUUUGUAGCAGCAGAAAUGGAAGUGAGCCAUGGUGGUGGUGGUGAUAAAGUGGGGAGUGAAGAUGGUGACGGUGGUGCCGGCGACAGCGGAGGUGUCGGCGGCAUGGACGAGAAACGGCGGUGGUGGCAGCGAGGACAACAACUGGCGCAUCCCUCUGGGCAGCGACGGGACGAUGACGGCUACAGGGGCGGCUCGGUAUCCCCAGCUGGGUACAGCGGCGACAGCAGCAAUGGGGGUGGGGUAGAGCCCCACCAGGGCGGCAGUGGAGGCUGUGGCGAGUACUGGGCGGCGGCGGCGACGGCGAGCACCGGGCUGUGGCGACUGACGGAAGAAUGGACGGACGUCUGGCUGGCUGGCUGGCGGCGAACAGAUGUCAGACGGCAGGAGGCUCUUCCAAAAGCGUCGACUGCACCCUGA
Molecule: messenger RNA, 468 nt
Organism: Schistocerca americana (American grasshopper)
Lineage: Eukaryota; Metazoa; Arthropoda; Insecta; Orthoptera; Acrididae
Product: glycine-rich protein DOT1-like
Exons: 2
Coding region: 1-468 (155 amino acids)
Source: RefSeq, a predicted model, not a curated record